AUGGCAAGCAGUACGGAGGAUUAUGGCUCGGAGCUGCAGGAACUACAGUGGGAUGGUGGCGGCAUAGCCAGUAUCGGGGGUGGAGGAGGAGGAUCAUCAACGCAUUUUUUACGGAGCAGCACUAAUUUAUUGCGAAAUACUGGAGGUAGUAGUACAGUCGGUUGCUACGAAGCCGAAGACUUGGAUCCAAUAAGUGGUGGUGGUGGUGGUGGUGUUGGUGCCAGUAUAAGUAGUAGUAAUAGUAGUAGACACAUCGGACACAACAGAGGUUACUACAGUCCUCCAGGUACCAGUUACACUAUUGUAGAAAGACCGCCAAGUGCACCCCAUCAUCAUUCAUCUCACACAACGCCUUAUCGACAUCAUCGGGGUCAUACUACUAAUUCCAGCGGCGCUAUAUCACCUGAACAAGUUUUACGAAUUUUCAACAAUGGAGUCGCUGAAAGAAGACAAAAUGAACGCAGAACACCCGCGUCAAGUCCAGCAAGUGUUUCGGCAUUACGUGGUACUAAUUCAACACUUCCGUCAUCAUCCUCAGCUAUUCCGGGAGGACAAAUAGCUCCAACAAGUCCAACAUCACAAUCCUCAGUUCCACAAGCUUUAAGUCUUCAAGAGCUUACUGUUAGGACUAUAACAAUGACUCGUGAUCCGCCAGAUUCACAUCACGGAUUUGGUAUUUGUGUCAAGGGUGGUAAAGAUGCAGGUGUAGGAGUUUAUAUUUCAAGGGUAGAAGAAGGCUCUGUUGCUGAAAGGGCUGGAUUGAGACCAGGCGAUACUAUUUUGGAAGUCAAUGGGACACCUUUUCGUGCUGUUACACAUGAAGAAGCACUUAAGAUGUUAAAGUCAUGCAGAACACUGAGUAUGACGGUACGUGGACCGGCAUUGGAUCCGCGAUGUCGGGGAGGUCAUCCGAUAUGGACUACUGGAUCGGGAAGACAACAAUCUUGUUCGUGGAUGGAUCGUCAGGGUCGUCCAGCGUCACCGCCGCCUUUGCAUCCGCAUGAUUCACGAUAUGGAUCGCGAACUCGCAAAGUUGAACUUUGCAUUGAACCCGGACAAUCAUUGGGUCUGAUGAUACGUGGGGGAUUAGAAUAUGGUUUAGGAAUUUAUGUUACUGGUGUUGAUAAAGAUAGUGUUGCUGAUCGUGCUGGUCUUUUGGUAGGUGAUCAAAUAAUACAAGUUAAUGGUACAAGUUUUGAAGAAGCAACACAUGAUGAAGCUGUAGAAAUACUCAAAACAAAUAAACGUAUGAGCUUAAUAAUAAGAGACGUCGGUAAAGUACCACAUUCAUGUACAACAAGUAGACCAAUUGUUGUACCAAGGUAUCCAAACACUGAUCAUGAUCCGCAAUCUAUUUUAUCAAGUCCUGGAAAUAAUAAUCCACCUAGUCCAACAAAUACAAAUGAAUGGAGGCAUCGUGGAGUGCACACACUAUCAUCAGCAACAGCCUCAAUGGUAGAAGAAAAAGCACGUGUCGUUUUAGCGCGAAGUGAACGUGUUGCAUUAACUCAAUUAAUUGGUGAUUAUAGAACUCGAAGAUUAAAUAUUCAAGAUCUUGUUGCUAAUCUUGCCGAUUUACUCAAUACGCAAGAAAAAUUAACGCUAUUAACAGAAUUACGUGAAGUUAUUGACAGUAAAGAUCGAGCAAUAUUUGAUGAGCUCGUUUAUCGGCCAAGAGCUUCUUCUUCAGCCAGACGACAAAAAGGCGACAGAGCACAUUCAGACCUUAUUGUGACACCUUCGAUACAUGAUUUACCGAGGGGUGUUCAAAGCAGUUCAUCCUGUCGUCCAGGACGGCUGAUGGAUUUGGAGGGAGACCCAUUGGGUGUCACUGGUCCACUACCACCUCGAGAUAAUCAGGAAUACAGAUCCCCGAGUGAGGACAGCGGUCUUGGUUCUGACAUGCCUCGUACGAGGGCUGGAUGCAGACGUACACAACAUCAAGUCGCCACAUCUGACCUUACACUCUCUAAUGAUGACGAGUACGACAAUCAGGAUUAUGAUGAUGAAAUUGAUAACGAUAGAGGUCGAAGGCAUAGUUCACCCGGAGGAUCAAGAAGUAAUCAACGGGACUAUUCUUCUCAUCAUAAUUUGUAUCCAGAUAAUUUGGAAAACGACGGCGUUUGUGAGAGUAGCGACGUCGAGAUGAUCGGUAAUGGUCGUCGCGACCGCGAAACUGAGGAUGAGGAAGAAGGAAGGGAAGAAAGGAGCUCGGAGGGUGGAAGUGUAGGAGGUUUCGGUGGUUGGAGAUCACACCUUCUUGGUGGUCUUACCCAACGUGUCAAGUCCUGGUAUUGGGGCGCCAGACCCCUAGAGCUUGCGCACAAAUUGUCUCGAAGUUUUGAUAUGCAAGAAGCGCAAUUGUUGGAAGAAGGGGCCACUAAAUCGGGUGGGACCACCGGUAAUCAAGGUGGGAAUGGACCACCAAGACGUCAUCACAGCGCACAAAGAUUAUCUCGAAAUGAUAUUGGGGAGAGACUUCAAAAAGAUGGUGCUCUUGUUGUACCAGAUCAUCAGGGUAAUUUACGUAUUACUGUUAAGAAAACUAAGUCAAUACUAGGUAUUGCUAUUGAAGGCGGUGCUAAUACUAAACAUCCAUUACCACGUAUUAUUAAUAUACAUGAUAAUGGAGCUGCUUUUGAAGCUGGUGGACUACAUCAUCAAGAAGUAGCACGACUUAUCGCCGAAUCAUUUGCAAGACGUGACCGAAAUGAAAUAGAGUUCCUGGUGGUAGAGGCUAAAAAAAGUAAUUUAGAACCAAAGCCUACGGCUUUAAUAUUCUUGGAAGCUUUUAUCAGAGCUUUAAUAUUUAAUGAUGACCUCAAAGGAGCUGAGACCUGA
Molecule: messenger RNA, 2841 nt
Organism: Cotesia congregata
Lineage: Eukaryota; Metazoa; Arthropoda; Insecta; Hymenoptera; Braconidae
Source: the annotation of a GenBank genome assembly